This is a messenger RNA of Cygnus atratus (black swan), 1095 nucleotides long. It is a transcript of the gene ACKR5, whose product is annotated as G protein-coupled receptor 182. Gene Ontology annotation, molecular function: G protein-coupled receptor activity. Lineage: Eukaryota; Metazoa; Chordata; Aves; Anseriformes; Anatidae. The record is from RefSeq and is a predicted model, not a curated record. Gene Ontology annotation, biological process: G protein-coupled receptor signaling pathway. The coding region runs from base 1 to 1095 and encodes 364 amino acids. The transcript has a single exon. Gene Ontology annotation, cellular component: membrane.
AUGGCUGAGACGACCGCUGCCCCCAGCGAAGCGCCCACUCUCCCAAAUGAGUAUGGGGACUACCACAACUGGUCUGAGCUGUUCCACCUCUUCAACUACACCUACACGUUCUGCGAGUUCAGCCUGGAUGAGAAUGUCAAGCGGGUCGUCCUCUUCAUCCUUUACCUGGUCAUCUUCGUGGUGGGCUUGGUGGAGAACCUCCUCGUCAUCUGGGUCAACUGGCAGACACGGGGCAACAAGAGCUUGGUGAACCUCUACAUCAUCAACAUGGCCAUUGCCGACCUUGGAGUGCUGCUCUCGCUACCCAUCUGGAUGCUGGAAGUGAUGCUGGAUUACACCUGGCUCUGGGGCAGCUUCCUCUGCCGCUUCACGCACUACUUCUACUUCGCCAACAUGUAUGCCAGCAUCUUCUUUCUCACCUGCCUGAGUGUGGAUCGCUACGUGUCCCUGACGAGCUCCUCCCUCUUCUGGCGUAAGCACCAGCACCGGGCACGCCGCAUCAUCUGCGCCUGCAGCUGGGUCCUGGCAGCAGCCAUCCCCUUCCUGGAGGUCGCUCACAUGCAGCUGGUCAACACCGGAGAGCCCAUCUGCAUCUUCAUGGCCCCCUUCGAGACCUAUGACGAGUGGGCGCUGGCAGUCAGCUUGGCCACCACCACCAUUGGGUUCCUCAUCCCCUUCCCCAUCAUCACCGUUUUCAACAUCCUGACGGCCAGGUUCCUGAAGCGCACCAAGCCGGAGAGCAGGAAGCACUGUCUGCUCAUCUACGCCUACAUCAUCGUGUUCCUCGUCAGCUGGCUGCCCUUCCACGUCACACUCACACUGCUCACCCUUGACGGCAACCACAUCAUCCUCCACUGCACGUUCGCUCACUUCCUCUACUUCUUCUACGACAUCAUAGACUGCUUCACCCUGCUCCACUGCGUGAUCAACCCAAUCCUCUACAAUUUCCUAAGCAAAAACUUCCGCAGCAAGCUCAUCUCUGCCGUGGUGAAAUACAUCCCCAAAGACCUAGCCGGCCAGAAAGGUGCAGACAAUUCCUCCUCCACCACACAGCACUCCAUAGUCAUCACGAAGGACAACAACCCCCCCAACUAA